Suncus etruscus (white-toothed pygmy shrew) is the source of this 3569-nucleotide messenger RNA. It is a transcript of the gene ABR, whose product is annotated as ABR activator of RhoGEF and GTPase. Gene Ontology annotation, molecular function: guanyl-nucleotide exchange factor activity; GTPase activator activity. The record is from RefSeq and is a predicted model, not a curated record. The coding region runs from base 441 to 2882 and encodes 813 amino acids. The transcript has 23 exons. Gene Ontology annotation, cellular component: membrane. Gene Ontology annotation, biological process: intracellular signal transduction; positive regulation of GTPase activity. Lineage: Eukaryota; Metazoa; Chordata; Mammalia; Eulipotyphla; Soricidae.
CAAUGUACCUUCACCUCUUUUGAGUGUCUUGAGAGGCUGUUCUCAACCCCGGCAGCCACUUCUGGGUCUGACAGAGGACAGGACUCUCCGGGCCAGUGGCAUCACCAUGGCUGCUAGCAGAGCAGUGUAGGGCUAAGCCACAUCUGCAGAUGCCUGACUGAGAGAUCCUGGAGAACAUAGAACUGGGGGAAGCGGUGGUGCACACAGGAGAGCAAGGCCAGCUUGAAUGCUGAUCCCAGCUGUAAAUCCCUCACUGUCCAUUUACAGCUGAUAAGAUCAGAGCCAGUGAAUUUUGGGGUUCAGGGACUUAGAGUCCUUCCAUCUCCUCUGCUGACCUUUCCGGAUGCUGAUGGGGACGUGGCGACUUCAGCUACGCGGCCGACGACUACGACGGCGAGGGCCAUGAGGAGCAGAAGGGGCCCCCCGAGGGCUCGGAGACCAUGCCGUACAUCGACGAGUCGCCCACCAUGUCACCCCAGCUCAGCGCCCGGAGCCAGAGCGGAGGGGAGAGCGUCUCCCCCACCCCACCCGAGGGACUGGCACCCGGGGUGGAAGCUGGGAAGGGCUUGGAGAUGAGGAAGCUGGUUCUCUCGGGGUUUCUGGCCAGUGAAGAGAUCUAUAUUAACCAGCUGGAAGCUUUGUUGCUGCCCAUGAAGCCCCUGAAGGCCACAGCCACCACCUCCCAGCCUGUGCUCACCAUCCAGCAAAUCGAGACCAUCUUCUACAAGAUCCAGGACAUUUAUGAGAUCCACAAGGAGUUCUACGACAACCUCUGCCCCAAGGUGCAGCAGUGGGACAGCCAGGUCACCAUGGGCCACCUUUUUCAGAAGCUGGCCAGCCAGCUCGGUGUGUACAAAGCAUUUGUGGAUAACUAUAAGGUGGCGCUGGAAACAGCGGAGAAGUGCAGCCAGUCCAACAACCAGUUCCAGAAGAUCUCAGAGGAGCUCAAAGUGAAAGGCCCCAAGGACUCCAGGGAUAGUCACACGUCAAUCACGAUGGAAGCUCUGCUCUACAAGCCCAUUGACCGGGUCACCAGAAGCACCCUGGUCCUUCACGACCUACUGAAACACACGCCUGUGGACCACCCUGACUACCCGCUGCUGCAGGACGCCCUCCGCAUCUCCCAGAACUUCCUGUCUAGCAUCAAUGAGGACAUCGACCCUCGCCGAACAGCAGUCACCACUCCUAAGGGGGAGACCCGGCAGCUGGUGAAGGAUGGCUUCCUGGUGGAAGUGUCAGAGAGCUCUCGGAAGCUGCGGCAUGUCUUCCUCUUCACAGACGUCCUGCUGUGUGCAAAGCUGAAGAAGGCAUCAGCAGGGAAGCACCAACAGUACGACUGCAAAUGGUACAUUCCUCUGGCUGACCUGGUGUUUCCAUCCCCCGAGGAGUCUGAGACCAGCCCUCAGGUGCACCCCUUCCCAGACCACGAACUGGAGGACAUGAAAAUGAAGAUCUCUGCCCUCAAGAGUGAAAUCCAGAAGGAGAAAGCCAAUAAGGGGCAGAGCCGGGCCAUCGAGCGCCUGAAGAAGAAGAUGUUUGAGAAUGAAUUUCUGCUGCUGCUUAACUCGCCCACCAUCCCCUUUCGGAUCCACAAUCGGAACGGAAAGAGCUACUUGUUCCUGCUGUCCUCAGACUACGAGCGUGCUGAGUGGCGAGAGGCCAUCCAGAAGCUCCAGAAGAAGGAUCUCCAGGCCUUUGUCCUGAGCUCAGUGGAGCUCCAGGUGCUCACAGGAUCCUGUUUCAAACUUAGGACUGUGCACAACAUUCCCGUCACCAGCAAUAAAGAUGAUGAUGAGUCUCCAGGUCUCUAUGGCUUCCUCCACGUCAUUGUCCACUCAGCCAAGGGGUUCAAGCAGUCAGCCAACCUCUACUGCACCCUGGAGGUAGAUUCUUUCGGCUAUUUUGUCAGCAAAGCCAAAACCAGAGUGUUCCGGGACACGACUGAGCCCAAGUGGGAUGAGGAGUUUGAGAUCGAGCUGGAAGGCUCCCAGUCCUUGCGGAUCCUGUGCUAUGAGAAGUGCUAUGACAAGACCAAGGUCAACAAGGACAACAAUGAGAUCGUGGACAAGAUCAUGGGCAAAGGGCAGAUCCAGUUGGAUCCACAAACGGUCGAGACCAAGAACUGGCACACAGAUGUGAUUGAGAUGAAUGGGAUCAAGGUAGAAUUCUCCAUGAAAUUCACCAGCCGAGACAUGAGCCUGAAAAGGACCCCCUCCAAGAAGCAGACGGGUGUCUUUGGCGUGAAGAUCAGCGUGGUGACCAAGCGGGAGCGCUCCAAGGUCCCGUACAUCGUGCGGCAGUGUGUGGAAGAGGUGGAGAAGCGGGGCAUCGAGGAGGUGGGCAUCUACCGCAUCUCGGGCGUAGCCACGGACAUCCAGGCGCUGAAGGCCGUCUUUGAUGCCAACAACAAGGACAUCCUGCUGAUGCUGAGUGACAUGGACAUCAAUGCCAUUGCCGGCACCCUCAAGCUCUACUUCCGGGAGCUACCUGAACCCCUCCUCACAGACCGGCUUUACCCCGCCUUCAUGGAGGGCAUUGCCCUGUCAGACCCUGCUGCCAAGGAAAACUGCAUGAUGCACCUGCUGCGCUCUCUGCCCGACCCCAACCUCAUCACCUUCCUCUUCCUGCUGGAGCACUUGAAAAGGGUUGCUGAGAAGGAGCCCAUCAACAAAAUGUCCCUGCACAACCUGGCCACUGUGUUCGGGCCCACGUUACUGAGACCCUCUGAGGUGGAGACCAAAGCACACCUCACAUCUGCCGCCGACAUCUGGUCCCACGACGUCAUGGCUCAGGUCCAGGUCCUCCUCUACUACCUGCAGCACCCCCCCAUUUCCUUCGCGGAACUGAAGCGGAACACACUGUACUUCUCCACCGACGUGUAACUGAGGGGCUGCGGCUGCUGGGGGUGGCCCAAGCCAGCCGCUCCAGCCAGGGACCCAACAGACUCAGACACCACAGUCGAGCACUCCCCUGCCCAGCACUCCCCAGGACACAGACUUCCAAGAACUGGAACUUGUGCAUCUUUUGUGCCACUUGUACAGAGCAGCCGCCCCAGCCCAGCUGCAUCCCGGCUCUUGCCUCUGCACCUCAUCUCCCGCUCCGUGCUGUUCCGGAUCAUUGUUUCAUGUCUCUGUCAUUCAGAAAAGGUAGUGACUGACUCGCUGUGGCACUCAGAUGGCCUGAUUGGUUCUUUCAUUUCCUCCCCCAUCUUCUUUCUUUCCGAGUCUAGUCCAACAGCUUGAUUCUGUGCUGUCACAGCUGCCAGUUUCUCAUCUCUUGGCCCUGCUCCCAGGUUGUCCUGCAGCUUCCUUCACUGCCCCUGCCACCCUGCUUGCAUGCAGCCUCGGUCUGUGCUGGGCACUCAGAGGGUGGCAGCGCAGCCUGUCUGGGCCCCUCUCGCUGCCCACUCCCGCCCAGCCUUCCACUCACCCCCACCAGGGGCCACACUCGCUUUGCCUUGCUAACGUGCAAAUGUUGGACAUGGAGACAAACUCACAUUCACCCUCCCUCGGCCCAGCAGAGCUGGAGAACACAGCUGGGGUUCCCACUGAACAAUCUCCCGGACUGGG